Messenger RNA from Scaptodrosophila lebanonensis, 985 nucleotides. It is a transcript of the gene Pex12, whose product is annotated as peroxisome assembly protein 12. Gene Ontology annotation, cellular component: peroxisomal membrane; peroxisomal importomer complex. The transcript has a single exon. Lineage: Eukaryota; Metazoa; Arthropoda; Insecta; Diptera; Drosophilidae. The record is from RefSeq and is a predicted model, not a curated record. Gene Ontology annotation, molecular function: ubiquitin-protein transferase activity; protein binding; zinc ion binding. The coding region runs from base 58 to 951 and encodes 297 amino acids. Gene Ontology annotation, biological process: protein monoubiquitination; protein import into peroxisome matrix.
UUGUUGUGUGGGUGGAUUACUUUGAUGCUGAAUUUGUAAAAAAUAGAGCGAAAGGACAUGGCCGAGGCAGCCAACGUGCGUCAAAAUCUCCAAAAUGUGCCCUCGAUAUUUGAAAUAUCUGCAGCGGAAACCCUAGACAACUUAAUAUACCCAGCACUGAGCAAAGUAUUUGAUUACUUUGGUCUACGUUUGGACUUUAAGCUCUGGGGCCAAUUGCAUUUUCGUGAGGAAUUUUCGCCGGUAGUCACUUGGGUACUUCAGUACCUGUAUCUGCGCAAACGUGCAUCCUCAUUUGGGGAGAGCUUCUAUGGCCUGCAGAGAACGGACACGAAGACAGGGGAACCCCUGACACGCCCACAGCAAUUCAAAUCGGCUACCCUUUUGACACUUUUGCCGUACAUUGAGCGGAAACUGAAGGCUCGCAGUGCGCAUCACGAGGAAACUUUUUCAUGGGAGUCCCACCUAAUCAAAUUAUUUCACAUUUACAACGCGUCACGAGCGGUGCAUACGUUUCUAUACCUGAUUAAAUAUUCUGCCAGCCAUUCGCCCAUUUUUCGUGCAUUGCGUCUCACCCUGCGCUAUCCCCGUGAGCCUCCCACAGAGGACAAAUGGACGUACAUAUUUCUAAAAAUGCUGGAAGUGCUUGCCUUCUUCCUGCAGUUCGUACAAUGGUGGUACUCCAACGAUCAACGACGGAAAGUGGGUGGUACGCUACAGAAUCCGGAGCCCAUGCCGGAGCGUCAGUUGCCGGAUGAAGUGAAGAAGACUCUGCCCAAGCAGGGCGAAUGCCCCGUGUGCCUGCUUAGAAUACAGACGCCCACAGCCUGCGCGGUAUCCGGCUACGUUUACUGUUGGAAAUGCAUUGUGACGUAUUUGAAGGAGCAUGGCUCCUGCCCAGUCACGGAUUAUCCCAUAACUUUGGAUGAUUUGGUGCGCAUUUAUGAGACUUAAGUUUAAAUAUAUAUUUUGUUGUACCAUUUACAAA